AUGCCUGACUCUGAGCUGUUUGGAGCAGUCCUGGUCCCAGACUCAGAGCUGUUUGGGGCAGUCCUGGUCCCAGACUCAGAGCUGUUUGGGGCAGUCCUGGUCCCAGGCUCAGAGCUGUUUGGAGCAGUCCUGGUCCCAGACUCUGAGCUGUUUGGUGCAGUCCUGGUCCCAGACUCAGAGCUGUUUGGGGCAGUCCUGGUCCCAGACUCAGAGCUGUUUGGAGCAGUCCUGGUCCCAGACUCUGAGCUGUUUGGGGCAGCCCUGGUCCCAGACUCUGAGCUGUUUGGGGCAGUCCUGGUCCCAGACUCUGAGCUGUUUGGUGCAGUCCUGGUCCCUGCAUCUGAGGCCACAGCUCUGUUCACACGGAGAGAAGUGAAGUGGGGUGAAGCCACGGCCCAGCAGCCAAUCAGCUCCCACCGCACAGCCACAAACACAGACUCGCACGGCUCCGACUUAACCUCGCUCCCCACACACAACCCAUCGCCCCCAAAAACACCCUUUCCAGCCUCUUUCUGUGUCGACGAGUAUCGCCACGGCAACACGGAUCAGCCGCCGCGAUGCUGUUAUGUCAAACGCACCAUGAUGGCCGUCUUCUUCUCCUCGCCCGGUGUGGCCGAGGGGGUGUUGGGUACGACGUGA
Molecule: messenger RNA, 639 nt
Organism: Knipowitschia caucasica
Lineage: Eukaryota; Metazoa; Chordata; Actinopteri; Gobiiformes; Gobiidae
Source: the annotation of a GenBank genome assembly